Molecule: messenger RNA, 1260 nt
Organism: Blumeria graminis f. sp. triticale
Lineage: Eukaryota; Fungi; Ascomycota; Leotiomycetes; Helotiales; Erysiphaceae
Source: the annotation of a GenBank genome assembly
AUGAGAUUUCUACUUCCCAAGUUUGUAAUCAUAAUCAACUUUUACGCAUGCACGCUUGCUGUAUCAAAUCUUCCACGGGACUUUGUGUGUAAUAAGAAACACAUCCCGUCCGAAUCAGUUUCGCGAUCCCUGAAUAUUGCCUGCGAUGCCCUAAGUCACAUAAAUAGCCGCUACCUCUUUUCAGCAUCUUUCGAUGGCUCCAUCCUCUUCGGUAUACGGGACGCGACUCUCUUUGUCAGUUCGGCAAAUCUGUGUUGUAGUCCAAAGAAAGGGAAAGUAAAAGAAAUUCCCAAGAAACUUAGCACGUUUCAUAUGAGUUAUCGGGUUGUCAUAGACUCGAUGUGCAACUUAAUUGGCCUUGUAUACAUACUCAAUCAAUCGUACUACCGUUGCACCCAGGUUUUAGAUUUGAAUCAUGGAUCAAUUAGUAGUUCUGAGACUGGUUUGAAUAUAUUCUCGACAAAUUAUGCAUAUAGAUGCAAAAAUACCAUAUUCCUCUACAAAGACGUUGUCAGGUCUUUCGAAUAUCUUAGAGAACAAUAUUUUCGUUUGGAUCAGAAAGAAAGGAUGAUUAGUCGCAAGAGAACUACUUCAACCGAAUUUCAAGACAAAGCACUUUACCUUUGGACACUAUACGCCGACAGGGAGACGAAAGAAUUUUUUUUUGAUAUUAAGUAUCCAUACGUAAUGGCCAUGAAUAAAAACUCAAAUUUAGUCGGCAUGAUGCAUAAAAAUAAUAGGAAAUGGGUUCGGUGUGUGGAAAUGCAAUCUGUUCGGUCAGAAGCGCCAAGAUUCCAGGAUAGUACCAAGAACUCGAUCGGUGAGACUUUCUUCGAUAAUGUAAGUUCUUACACAUGCGGUCGUAGCGAUAUCUCAGCCACGAUAUUGAAUAGUCACAUGCAAGCGGCCUGCAGGGUAAUAAAAGAAGAUUCUGGGAAGAUCAGAGUCAGACAGACUGCUUAUCCCAGGCUAAAGCUAGCCGGAAUAGACAUGGGCAGUGACGUUCGGUUUUGGCCACUCAGACCUCCAGAAAAUCUCAGAUACCAAGAUAGCGAAUUCACCACAGACUCCAUGACUGAAGAAACCCAUCACUUUGGAAAAUAUGCCACAACAUCUGAAUAUUAUAUCAAACUAAGUUUGAGCUGCGAAUUUUUGGGUGUCUAUGAGUCUUCAGAUAGGAAAUAUAAGGAAUGCCAAAAAAAACAGCCAACAUUGCCGCCAGAGAAAAAGGAACCUAAGAUACCAGAUCUAAAUUUUUAG